Messenger RNA from Nicotiana tabacum (common tobacco), 2704 nucleotides. RefSeq names its product protein GRAVITROPIC IN THE LIGHT 1-like. The record is from RefSeq and is a predicted model, not a curated record. Gene Ontology annotation, biological process: negative gravitropism; response to red or far red light. Lineage: Eukaryota; Viridiplantae; Streptophyta; Magnoliopsida; Solanales; Solanaceae.
CACACCAUCACAAACAUAGAAGAGAAACAAGCUUUCACACACAUACCUUCCUUCUAAGUCUUCCCAAAGCAAAGCAUCCUCUCUCUCUUCACACUCACCCAAUCUCUCUCUCUCUCUCUCCUUCAAUUUUCUCCUCUCAAUUCACAACCCAAGUAUUUGAUUCUCUGUAACAACACUCUAUGUUUUCAUAAUGCCAGUAGAAAUGGAAGGAACAACAAAACCUCCACAAAUUUCUGAUAUGUUUCACAAAUUCGCUCAUGUUGUCCGUACCAAAACCUUCGAACUCUUCGCCGAUGAAACCGACGACGAAAACACCUCCAACUCCACUGAUGUCUUCACUCUCUUCAGUUCCGCUGAGGAAUUUAUCCCUAAUCAAAAAGUUGUUGUUAUAAAACCCGAUUUCUGUAAAUUCCCAGAAAAUGAAAAUACCCAUUUUACUAAAUCCCUAAUUUCUUCACUUUUUGCUACAAUUUCGUCAUUUGAAGCUUCUUAUCUUCAGUUGCAAACAGCUCACGUGCCGUUCGACGAAAAAGCUAUCGAGUCGGCUGAUAAAGUUUUGGUAUCAGUUCUUCAGAAAUUGACUGAAAUGAAGAAUUUGUAUAGGGAUUUUAGGAAAAACCCAAGUUCUAAUUUUGAUGAUCUUGUAGGGUCAGAAUUGGAAUUUCAGGUUCAAGAGAAUCAGAGCAAGCUCAGAGUUUUGGAGACUAUGGUAAAUCAGUUAAUGUCUUUUAUGGAUUCUAAAGAUGAUGAAGUUUUGAUUUUGAGGAAAAAACUGGAAAAAUUGGAACUUUUUAAUUCCAAUUUGUCAAAAAAAUUAGGGGUUAAAAAUAAAAAUUUGGAGAAUACCAGUGUGGAGGUAUUGUGUACAGUUACUGUAUUUGAAUCUAUGUUACGCGAUUCAAUUAAGUUAGUGAAUAAAUUUUGUAAGUUGUUAAUGGAGUUAAUGAAAAGAGCAGGUUGGGAUUUGGAGAAAGCAGCAAAUUCUGUGUAUUCUGAUGUUAAUUAUGCUGAAAAAGGACACUUUAAAUAUGCAUUUAGUUCAUAUAUUUGUUUGGGCAUGUUUAAGGGCUUUGAUCUUGAAGAUUUUGGUUUAUCUGAUGAAGAAAUGUUGUGUAAUGAGGAUGGUUUAAUGUCUGGUGAAAAUGAUUGUUUGAAACAAUUACUUGAGCAUGUUUCGUGUAAUCCGAUGGAGGUUUUGAGUAAGAAUCCUAAUUCUGCGUUUUCAAGAUUUUGUGAGAAGAAGUACGAGCAGAUUAUUCAUCCUACAAUAGAAUCGUCGAUUUUUAGAAAUUUGGAUGGGAAAGAAGUCAUAGUGGAUUCGUGGAAGUCCUUAAGUGUGUUUUACGAGUUGUUUGUGAGGAUGGCAAGUGCGAUAUGGUUGCUUCAUAAGUUGGCGUUUUCGUUUAAUCCUGUAGUCGAGAUAUUCCAAGUCGAGAGAGGGGUUGACUUUUCGAUGGUGUACAUGGAUGAUGUUUCAAGGAAAAGUCGAUUCCCUUUGAGCAAGACGAGGCCAAAGGUGGGAUUUACCGUGGUACCUGGAUUUAAAAUUGGGAGGACAAUUAUUCAGACACAGGUUUAUUUAACUGGCUUAAAAUGCACGGAAUAGUGUGAACAAAGAGAUCUGUACAGUGGUUUGCGAGUUUCUUUGCUUUGUUGUGCUUUAGUUCAUCUAACUUACACCAAAAGAUUCAGAGUGCUCCAUUUGACAGCUAACUCCCUUUGGUAAUGACUUCAAAGAAUUCUUGUCAAAGUGAUAGAUGCUGCCGUUGCCAAGGGAUAAGCCAUCUUGUCUCGUCGGCGGCCUUGCUGGCCAGGGCUGGUAUGGAUGUUCUUUGUUAUUAUCGCUAUUAUUGAGCAUGCUUGUGUAAUUCAAUGGAGCAUUUGAGUAGGAAUUCAAGCUUUGUGCUAUUCCAAGUAUUACGAGGAUUCAUCAUGUCAUGAAUUGACAAGUUUUACACUGGCUGCCAGCCUACCGCAACCCUCCUCUUUUAUCCAGGCGUGGGACCGGCAAUGGGAGCAAACCCACUGGAGGAGUUUGUGUGCUAUUCCAGGUACGAGCGAAAAUUCAUCAUACAAUAGAAUCUUCUAAUUUCAGCCAUCUGGAUGAGAAAGAAGUCAAACUGGAUUCAAGGAAGUCGCUCAGUGUGUUCUAUGAGUUGUUAAGGAUGGCACAUUGGCAUGUAUAAAUAGUUGCUUCAUAAGUUGGCAUGUUCCUUUAAUCCUGUAGUUGAGAAUUUCAAGUUGAGAGAGGGUUGGACUUUUGGAUUGUUUACAUGGAAGAUGUUACAAGGAAAAGUCAAUUCCCUUUUGAGCAAGAGCGGCCAAAGGUGGAAAUUAAUAUUAUACCUGUGCUUUUGUAGUUGGGAGGAGAAUCAUUCAGCUUCAGGUUUAUAUAACUGGCUUUAUAGUGUUGUAAACUAAGAGAAUACAGUGGUGUGCAAGAUCUUUGCUUGAUUCCUCCCACUCCUUUUGGUACCAUAGGAAGGUCAAGUGAUUUGGCAAGACAUGACACAUCUUCAGCUUACCGAAUCUGACCUUUGAUAGGAGGGUGUGGAGGUCGAGGAUUAGGGUAGUUGAUUAGUAAGUAAUCGAGUGUAUUUUGUUUUUAUACCUGUAUUGCAUUUCCUCACAUAAUGUACUAGUGUAGUCUAGUAUUUCUUAUUCUUAGAAAAUUAUUACAAUUUGUUGUUUCUUUUGUUUUGGU